Molecule: messenger RNA, 1125 nt
Organism: Laccaria bicolor S238N-H82
Lineage: Eukaryota; Fungi; Basidiomycota; Agaricomycetes; Agaricales; Hydnangiaceae
Exons: 4
Coding region: 1-1125 (374 amino acids)
Cellular component (GO): mitochondrion
Source: RefSeq, a predicted model, not a curated record
AUGCUCUCUUCCAUUCUCAAGCUAUUGACAAAAAAACGAAGUGUAAGGCUGCCUACGGCUAACCAGGAUUUCUUCCGACAUACUACCAAUACGUGGUUGUUCAACGCGAGUGCUCGGACGUCAAAUCGCAUUUUUGAGCUGGAACUUGAUGAUGGCUCUCAACUCAUCGCCAAGAUUCCGUUCCCAAUUGCUGGCCCCCCACACUACACAACAGCCAGUGAGGUCGCAACAAUACGGUGUUAUGCUCGCGAGAUGCUACGAAUACCCGUUCCUCGGGUUAUUUCUUGGUGUUCUAAAGCGGAGAACACUCCAGUAAAGUCCGAGUUUAUCAUUAUGGAAAAAGUACAAGGCGUUCAACUGUACGACCACUUGGCCAAACUCGACAAGAAACCCUGGAUCCAGUUCACGUCAGACCUGGUCAAAAUGGAGAAACGACUGACCGAUGCGGAGCUCAGCGACUUGGGAAGCCUCUACUUCGAAAGAGACUUGCCUCCAGGAACUAAAAAAACUUCCAUGCGGCUGAUAGACAAGAAUGGAACGAAUGUCAACCAUGAUGGUAUCUGCAUUGGUCCCAGCGUCGACAGGCGGUUCUGGCGCGGGGAGCGCACAAAUAUGCAGACCGAUAGAGGUCCCUGGGAUAGUUUACCGGAUUAUACCCGAGCAAUCAUCGAUUGCGAGAUUCAGUGGCUUCGAUCUCAUGCGAAGCCGCAUCCCAAGGACAGCCCCUUGUUUCGCUCAGACAGAGAAAACGAUCCACAAACACACAUUCAUCUUCUCGAGAAAUACGCCCUUGUCGUGGACGCCCUCGUUCCACGCGCCGAUUUGUGUACUUUCCGCCUGUGGCAUCCAGACUUGCAUCUCUCGAAUAUUUUGAUCUCCGGGCCCGACCUGGGCAACGUUGCGGGUGUUAUUGACUGGCAGGAAGCUUGCAUAGACCCGUUGUUGGUCGUUGGUUCUGUUCCCGACUUCAUGGGAUAUCCCGGUGGCAAAUAUGUCCCUCAGACGUCACCACCUGGUAAAGCUACUCCGGAUCCAGUCCUUCCGGAAAUUUUUGAUGAACUGGACGCCAUAGAGAAGCAAAAGGCGGAAGACGAGCUGAAAGCUGCCAAACGUUAUCAAGGCUAA